Gryllus bimaculatus (two-spotted cricket) is the source of this 9891-nucleotide messenger RNA. The record is from the annotation of a GenBank genome assembly. Lineage: Eukaryota; Metazoa; Arthropoda; Insecta; Orthoptera; Gryllidae.
ACGAGCUUCAAGUGUCUUUUUGCUAAUGAUGUGUAAGCAGCACAGUUAUUUUUCACAAGUUACAUCUUAAAAUUAAUGUUAAAAAAUGUGGAAAUAUUUCAUACACCUAGCAUUGGGCUAAUGGGGAUAAUGUACAUUUUUUUAUUUUUUUAUUUGUGCAUUUCAAUUACAUUUUGGAGGAGUUUCCUUCAUAAACCAUGUUUGUGUAUUUCUUUGUCUGCAAAAUGUUUUAAUCUAAUUAACUUACUUCUUUUAAAAAAAUUUUCAUGAGAAGUUCAUAAAUGACAACUACUAAAUUAACGUGGCAUGCCAAUUUACAAUUAUCUUGUGAAAAAAUUAAAAAUAAUUAUUUGCAAGUAGUGAAUUCAAGAAGAAUUCAGUUACUAUUCUCUAAACAAUGUAAUUAUAGAUAUGAAUGACCUUUUUUUUCAAUCAAUAAAAUGCUAGGUAGAAAUAAUAAAUGGGAGAUAAUUUUACUAAGUUACAGCAUCUCUUUUGUUCUAUAUUAAUAAAAUUUCAUUGUCUCAUUACUUUAAAUGGAUUUCUUGCUGGGAAUUCAAAGCUUCUCCCAAAAUGUUGCCUGAAUCAUCAACAAUUGCACAGCCAGUAUCAUCACAACUUGUUUCUAUUCCCAAUAUUUUGCAUUGAUUUGUUCGACUAUGCGCAGUGCGAUGUUUCACUCCAAUUUUCUUCCGGGCAGACUCAGAUACACUAGCACAUUUCCGCACACUCCUCAAAAAUGUCAACAUUUUAAAAUGAAAUGGUCUUGUUUAAAUCUUCAUUAAUACCGCGCACGCUGCACGUAAUAGCAACAACUUAACCAAGAAAACCAAACAAUCUCACCACAUUCACAAUAUAAACUCACAAACUCACUUAGCUUCAACACAUAACAUUUUGGUGUUCACUUUGGUACAUACUGAUUUGUUGGUAUUACAAACUUUAUAAUAAUAUCUUUUAUUUAUUUAGGAGAAAGAAAAGUAAUAGACAAGUAUUUGAUUCUAAAAUCUUCUUCUAACACCUAAAAUUAAAAUAUUAAAUUAAAUAUGUAUUAUAAAGAUAUGUUUCUCUGUUCGAAUAAGGUGAUUAUGUUCAGUGAAAUUCGUAAAAGUAUUGGUAAUUAUGAAAUCAUAGCAGGGGAACCAACUUGCAUGCUCCCUAAAAUCCCCUACAAUCAUUAAGGCGAUAAGGAAACCUGCGCGUUCCCACUGCAAGUCAGCGCGUUCGUUCGCUCCCUGGCUGACUUUCGCAGCUAUGGUGGGGUGAUGGGGGGUGUGAGAUUAAAUGAGCAAUUCUUGGACGCAAAAAUAUGUUCCCUUCACUUACACGUGUUUGAAGUGAGACUGUGUGAAAGAAGAGUUUAGAUUGUGAAUGUAUUAUGUUGAUGGUGGUUGCAGCUAGCUAGUGUUUCGGUCUGCGAUGGAGCUCUCUGAAAUCGUUGGUCAGAUAAUACUUGGCGUGAAACGUAGCAAGCUGUAUGCGUGUACAGUGUUAUAAUUUAUCAUGCUAUCUGAAAAUGUAUUCGUAAAUGUUUUAUCUCUUCAGUGUAAAUCAGUGAAAUAAGUUUGGCCGAAGUAGUUGCUGUAAUCAUGUCAGACAACAAUGAAUUGAGUCUCUUGGGUGAGGAUUUGGGAGAUGAUGACUAUGAUCUUGGAAAUGAAGAUGAAGAUGCUCUCCUUGCAGAUGAUUACGAUGUGCAAAGAGAGGACUACAUUUCUGGUGAACAUGACAAUAUUGAAAAUCAAACAGAAUUCCAGGAAUAUGAGGAGCCUUUAGAGGAUGAUGUUCUUGAUCUGGGCGUUACUGAUGGGCUUGACGAUCUUGAUUCUGAAAUUCAAGAAUCUGCUGAUGAUUCAUCUUUAUCGAAAAAACAGCCUGUAAUUCAAGAACAAAGUCUGAAAGUGAAAAAAGAAGAAACAUUUGAAUCAAAUACAGAUACUAAACCUGCUGCCAAUGUGCAAGGAAAUCUUGAAGUAGAUAACUCCACUGCAGAGACAACUGCUCACUUGGAAUCAGAGGAAGAGGAAGAGGGUGGCGAAGGUGAAGGAAGAGGACGCUUCAAGUCUGAAAGAACAAAUAUUGUUUCAUUAAAAAGUGGAAAGACGUAUGGCAAUAUUCCUGACUCCUUAGAUCAUGUCAUUCCUGUAGAUGAGAACAAUACGCAAAAGCAACAACACAAGCGAGAUGGCAAUCAGUGGAGAAACAGAAGAGGGCGAGGAAACGGACCACGAGGAGGAUCUCGUCAGCAUUUCCAUUCUAAACAGCAGCCACCUCCACACUUCCAGGGACCAGUGUUCUCUCCUGGCCCUGGCCCAUUUGUGCGCCACCCUCUUCCUCCACAGCAGCCACCACAGCAGGUGCAACAUCACCAUCACCUGCAACAUCAACACCAGCACCAACAUCAGCACCAACAUCAACACCAGCACCAGCAGCCUCCAAUGCAGCAGCUCCCUCCACCCCAGCCUGCACCCCCUCCUCAGCCCAGCCAUCAUCCCAUGCAGCAGACUCAGCAACAGCAGCAGCAGCAACAGCAGAUGCAACAACCUCCCCACAAGAUCCUCAUCAAUCCUCACUUUCGAGGCGCUGUGCAACCUCACCCUGAAGCCAGGCUUAUUUGGGAUGCAGAACCACCUGCCCAACCUACCGGGGAUGGUCUUUUGCCUUUUCCUCCUAGGGUCUUUGUGGAAGCUCCUUAUGCUUCAGGACCUCAAGGAAACUAUGAACACACAUUUCAGCAUCAUGAACCUGUUGUAUUUCAUAAUUCGGUACCUCCACAACAUCAACAAAUUCCUCAUCCACAACCACCAAAUCAAUCUUACUAUCAUGGAGAAAUGUAUGUGGAUCACCCUCCUUCACAGCCCCCAGUAUCACAACCUCUUCAUCCACCUCAUCAGGCUGGCCCCAAUGUGGAUUAUUGGCAUGAUAUACAGCCUCCACAUCCUCCUAACCAGUUACAGGGUCCUCCGCAUGGGCGAGAGAACUUCUAUCCUCCACCAGAUGCAGUAUUCAAUCCACCGCAGUAUGCAGGACCAGGACCUGGGCCUCCUGAACAGCCCCCUUUCUCUGUGCACAUGGAUCAUCCUGGUCCAGUACCAGGGCCCCCUCAGCCAGCAGUAUGGCAAGGUGCUACUUCAGACACAAUGCAGAUAUCUGCCAGUCAAGUGACUGCUCAGCAGUUUCCAAGUGCCCAGGGAGUUUUCCGCUUGGCUAAUCCUCCUGGUCCUGGGCUUGGUCCAGGAGCCCGUUUUCGGCAGCCUGCAACAAGAAACUUCAGGAAUUUUACUCAGCAAAGACCUCGGUUUCCUGGUAUGGAAUACAGUGCUUUAGCGUUAGUUAUGUGCCUUGAAGGUGAGAUUAAGGGUUCGUUGAAUGGUCCACAUGCAAGACGUCCUGGGGGGCCUGUGCAACAUGGCCCACCCCAACAGCCUCAACAGUCACCACCAGAAGCUCAACCACCACAGCCACAACCACCACAGCUGCCUCAAAACUUUCGCUCUCCCCAAAAGAGACCUUCAUUUGAUGGUCCAAACAACACUGUUGUUCCUUUGACUCAAGGCAGAUUUGAUUCUGUCCCAAAAAGAAAGAAGAGAAUGCCAGACAUGAGUAAUCUGCAUGAAGUUCAGACUGUUGACACACUACCUCAGCACCUCAAACCAGAAGGGCAGGAUGAAAAUGAGGAUGAAGAAACUCGUGAAUAUCGUAAAAAAAUUGAAGAACAGAAACGCCUCAGAGAACGUAUUCUUCAACAGAAAGAGGCUCGACGAAAAUUAGCAGCAUUAGAGAAGCAAAGAGAGUUGCAGAAAAAAGAUAUUGAUAUGCAAGCAGGAGGUGAUGCUUCUUCAUAUUUUGCUGCUCAAACCGAUCCUCCUCAAGGUAAUGCAAUAGCAACAAUUGUAAACAGGAACACAAUUGAACCACAUGUUGUUACUCCUGUGAGAGUUCAGACCCAACCAACUCAACCUCCCCGAGGUAUUGCAUUUCAAGACAAUUCGGUGGCUGGUAGUGUACAAGUUCAAUCCACAGUACCUAUUGUUAAGCAGCGAGGGAUUCGAGGUCGUGUAGUACGAGGCAGGGGGCGAGGUCUUGGCCGAGGGCAGGCUAAUAAUAUUCUUCCUAAACAAAUACCUCAAUCACAACUACAGCCAAAUCAUCAGAAACAGCAGCAGCAUCAGCUCAUCACUCAGCAGCAGCAGCAGCAGCAGCAACAACAACAGACAUUGCCUCAACAGCCACAGCAGCAGCCACCACAAAAUGUGCAAGUUGUUCCAAUUCAGGGUGCAGCAACGGCAGUACCUGGUCAGAGAAUUGUUCGCUCAACUUUGAAACCUGCAGCAAUUCAAAAAACAGCACAAGUUGCUUCAGCUUCUGCACCAAAAAGAGUUGUAUUGAAUCAGAGUACACAGAGAGUUGUUCAAGUCGCUCCACGCACAGUAAUGUUGAGAGGUGCUAACAGCAAUAAACUUCCAACGAGCCAGUUACCUCAACUCCAGUCUCAACAGCCAACACCAAGGAGGGUAGUGCAGGCCCAACAAAACAGGCCAUCUAAUACAGUACCUGGGCGAACAGUAAUUUCAAAUCAAAAUGCAAGUAUUACAGUGACAGCGCAGGCACCAGAUGCAUCAUCUCUACCUCGGACGAAAUUAGUAGCUGUUGAAAAUCUUGCUGCAAGUACCACUGAUUCUCAGUUGCGAAGAAUGUGUCAGAGAGUAGGAAUUGUUGAAAACAUCCAAAUGAUACCUGCACAGCGGAGAGCAGUUAUUACUUUUAGUAAUCCUACAUCUGCCAUUACUUUUUUGAAAAGAUAUCAGCGGAAAAUGGUGGACCUAUCAUUGAUCAAUGUGAAACUUCUGACAUGAAUAAUUUAAUAAAUGUAAAUUAUUCAACUGAACAAUAGUUGUAGAAUUAAUCAACUGAAUUCAUGAAUUCUUGAGCACAUCAAGUGAGAAGGUCCAAGGUUACUUACUGGGACUUGUGAUGUUUUAUUAAACUAUUAUCAUAAAUGAAGGGAAUUAUUUUAAAAAUGAGCUGUUACUAACACAGCUAUGCUUGCUAAAACAUUGGGCAAGUUGCAUUUUGGGAGUCUGCACUGAAAGUUUGUGAUGGAAACCAACACAUUAGCUUCUUGGAAACUACAUGCACUCCUAUACAGCAUAUGACUUAUGAAUUGGAAGUACAACCAGUCAUUUUGUUGUUUUCCCUGCAAAACAUUUCGUGUUUGACAAACCAUCUGAAGUGCUGUUUGAAGAAUGGUGGCCAAGUGUUUCUUCUUGUUUGCAAAUUGAACUCCAGAAUGGACAAAAGAAAGUAAUGGAAUGUUCUACAAUGAAAAUUGCAUGAAUGAAUUGGUUGUUAUCAUCUUAUGACUCAUCGUUGUCUUCGUCUUAAUUGAUCAAGUUAGAGAGGUGUAAUAUGUAUAUAUAUAUAAAUCGCAGAUUCUGGUGUAAGUUGAAAGACAAAAAUAUUAAUUGUUAAAUGAGGAUGCAAAAAAGCUCCAAAACUUCCCUCAAUUUUCUGGAAGCAGUUAAUUAUAAUUCUUAGUUAUCCAAAGAAUUCCCUCUAUUCUCCCAUUUCUAGAUUUUUCCAUCCCCAGAGAACUUUGUUGCAAUUACUGUAUACUACAGCCUUUCCCCUCUUUUCAUAUUCCUAUUUUUCUCUUUUUGGUCAUAUUUAAUUAUAAAAUUAAGAUACAUAUAAUAUAUAUUUGUUAAGUCAUGAUGUUUUAUUUCUGAAGCAAGUGCUUCAUUGUACAAUGCAAUCUAGUGUUUUAGAACUUGAGGGUAAAAUACUGAAAUUUGUAACUUAAUCCCUCCAUGUUUCUAAAUAGCAAUGUAAUGCAAUACAUUUCACAAGAAAGUUCAUUACUGAGCAGCUUUCUUGCAUUCAUGCAUUCUUGUAGAAUUGCAUGUUCAUUUGAUUGUAAUUUCAAACAAUGUUAUAAUUUAAUUGUAGAAAAUUAGGUUUCCAGAUUAUGAAAAAUACCUUUAUAUAAUAUUACUCAAGAAAAUGUGUUUAGUGAACUAAUGAGGCAAAGGAAACAAAUGUUGCAAGUUGAUAUUUGAAACAAAAGAAGUUAAUUUGUUUCUCCAGAAAUAUUGUAUGUGAAACACACCAUAACAGUGAGAAUUAGACAAUCAGUAUGUUUUAUACUGAAACUGAAUCAUUUAUAUUUUUCCCAGUGGACUUCAGAUUGGAUUUCAUAGUUUUAUUACCGAGAAUGUUAUAAUUUCCAUUGAAUUUGAUUCAUAUAUCUUUUACUUUGUUCUUUUAACAUUGUGUAUUUAGGCUAACAGUGUUGAUUCUUGUUAUAAAAGUUUCUGCAUCCAUCAGUUAUAUUAAUUAUUAAUUCCUAGUUAUACAAUAUGAUGAUAAGUAUUUCAGAUUAGGGUGUAAAAUAGUACACAUAAAUUUUAAAGAUUUUGAAUCAAAUUUCACAAACAGGAAAUUCUCUAUUGUAUUUUUAUGUGAUGUCCAUGGAUAACUUUUCUCCAAAAUAUGCUAUAUUAAUUGCAGGAGUAAAAUUUACUAAUAAUUUUGUGCAUUGAUCACUUUAGAAGAAUGAUGUUUCAGAAGCUAACUUAUAAACCAGGAAAACUUGGUGUAAUUUACGUUAUUCGUGGACAGUAACACAUAAUUGCAAGGAAACUACUUUUUUUUCCUUUAUAGUUUUAUGUAUUUGAACAAAUUGAUUUUCUGACUCAUAGUAACUGAUGAAAUUGAAACCAAAAUAUCUACUCUAAAAAAUGUUUCAUUGCUAAGUGAAUUAGUGGUAUAAUAACAAGAUUAAUUAAAUAUUAUAAGUCAGCAAUAAAAUAUGUUGAUGUUAUUUCACAUUGUUUGCCUAAAUACAAGGAAGUUCAUCAUAGUUUCCAAUUGAUGUGAAGUCACUGUAUUCCAUGUGUUUAAAAAUAUUUAUGAUGUAAUAGCAAAGUCAGUAAGAAGUUAUUAGCUAUGAUUUCUUUUGUAAAUGUGUAUAUGGAACUGUUUUUAUGUUAGAAAAGUGUACUUCUUCAUAAAAAGUUCUGCAAAGACUUUUAAAGUCUUUUCUCUACCAACUCAAACAUUCUAUUAAAUAUAUUUUAAAAAAAUCAUAGAUGGUAAAAUACUUUUUCAUUGCCUCUUUCAAUUGGCUUUUGUAUGAUCUUUAUGGAGGAAAUAUUUAUGAAUUAAGGAUUUAAUAUAAAAAUCAAAAGUUUAGAAAUUAUUUUGUUUAGCAAGAUACUUUUGACUGAGAGACUUUUUUAACUUCUAUAGUUCGUGUUUUUAUUUUGAUAUUUUAAACUACUCGUUUUUAUUAUUUAUCUUUUAAUGACAUAAUUCACGUAGUUUUUUAAUAAGUGUAUGUUGUGUUGAAUCUGUAAUGAAGAAAAAUUCUGCCUCUUGAAAUCAAUUUUUUCUAACCAUAGUUAUCAAAUAAACAUUGUGCGAAAGCCAAUUGUAUGUGGUUGUUAGCUUGUGUAACAGUUCCUCAGGUUCUCCAUUAUCUUUAAAAGAUAAUAAAAAUGAUAGAAGUGAUUAACUAGAUCUUUACAGUCUCACUAGUCUUAAAUAUUGAUUAAGAACGAAAAAUCUCAAUGAUCAAUUUUUUAAAUUUUUCUAUUCAUUCUCGUAUCAAUAUUUUUAAAGCAUUUAUUUUGUAUGUAAUAUUCCUUGAUAAAGAAUUGCUAUAUAUCAAUAUAUUGCUUUAUAUUGACUGUACUGUGUAAUUCUGAUUUUAAUCUUGAAAAUCUGGUUUAAUUGUAUUGUUUUGAGUAAAGUUAAGGGGAUUUUUCUUAGGCUAAUUUACCUUGCGAAGAGGUUACUGAACUGUUUUUACAAAUAAGUUUUGAUUGUAUGAUUUAUGGAAUGUGUUCUCUAGAUUAAAAAUCUACAGAAAAUAAAAUAUUUUGACCACGCUGUAUGUUUUAAGUUAUGUUGUUAAUAAUUCUGUGAUUGAUUAAGAGGAAAUAUUUUGUAUGCAAGAGUCAAUGUUCUUUAAGCCAUUAGUACAGGUUACAAUGAUCAUGGGUGUGGUAUGCUGAGAAUGUAUUGAAGAUGUGAAAAUUGGACUACUUAGCUAGUUUUGUGGAAAAAAUAUCAGUAGAUAUAGACAAUUUAAUAUCAAAGACAAAACCAUACAAUGUUAACAUUUUGUUGGCUUGAGAGAAUAGUCUUAUGUAUUCUCCUUCAAUUUUUGUAAUGCGUUAAUUUCAUUAGCAAGUUUUCCAGGAUGUUAUUAGGUCCAAUUUUCACUGAAAAAAAAAAAAUUGUAAUGUAUAAAUAUAUUUUUCAGUCAAAAGCAAUUCUAAUGCAAUAUCUUCUAGAAUAUUUUUGUUGCUUUAAUUUCUAGUAUCAAUUUGCAUUUUUCAUAAAUUGGUUAUUAUAUUUGAAUUUCAUUUUCCGAUUGGUUUCUUAAUGUGGAGUUUUUUGAUACCUAUGUUGUUGUUUAUCCAGAUGAGAGUAUGACUAUGCCGUACUUACAUAUUCUCAGACGUAUUUCAAACAUAAUGUUGCUAAUUUUCAAUUCCUUCACUUUUAAACUAAUGUCUAACAUUAUUGUUAUUUGUAUAUGUUCUGCACUUUUAUCUUUGAAUUACUGUAAUAUUCCAAAUACUGUGCACAUAGUAUUCUUUAUACAUCCGUGCUUAAAGAAGUUACUAAGGGCUUCAAGAACAUGGAGUUUGAGUAUAGACAUUGUCCAUUUGCUCAGAAUGUUGCAGAAUUCAUACUUUCUGUGAGUUUUCAGAUCCUGUGUGAAUUUUGUGUACAUUUUCUUUUGGUAUUUCAAUUGGACCAAAUUUAGAUUCUGAAAGGAACAAACUUUUCUGUUAUGUGUAUAACUGGAUUUUGCAUAUUGGAACCGCAAAGAACAAAUUAUUGGUUUUUGUAAUUUCUUUAUAUAUUGAGAAAAUAUUUUUCAUUAUAUAAAUGAAUGCAUUUUAAAUUCAUAUCUAUUUGAUGCAAAUUACAAUCGUUGUUAAGCUACUUAAUAUUUUAUGUAAAUAAUACAUUUAGUAGAACAUUAGUUUUUAUUCUCCUGAGAACUGAAAAUUCUUCAUAUCAUUUUGAGCAAUUGAGUUAGAAUAUACUUUUUUCAAUAUGUAUUAAAAUUCUCAAUUUGGCAUGUACAAACUGUUAUUGUACACCGUUUCUUAGGUCAGUAUUGGAUUGUGAUAAGUGUUCAAAAGAGACCUGCUAAUGAUUUUACUUCUGAACGUAAAUUUCUUUGUGGGCAUUAAUUUUUGUUAAUAUUACUUCAGUUCUAAUGAUGUUACUGAUUACACACACAUAAGAAGGCGGACUGUAUCUGAUUCGUCUGUUUUUUACUACAUGCUAUGACAUGUUCAAAGGGUAAGAAACAACUGAAUCCAGGUGAGUUUAAUCUACAUAUUUAUGUAUGUUUAAAGAGAAAAAAUUUAAUAUAAUUUUUGCAAGACCAAAGAUUUGUGUAGAGAGAGAGAAAAAAGUACAAAAAAUCUGAUUAUGAAGAUUUGUAUUACAUGGAAAAUUUAAGAAUGUAACUCAAAGUAAAUGUAUAAAGAUAUCACCUUUGUACAUUUCAUUUUAGUCAUCAUACAUUAGUUUAUUUUAUUAGUAAAAUAUUUAAUUGUCACCUUAUUGGAGAGGUAAUUUAGUCGGAAAUAUGUUCCAAUAAAUAAGCAUCCAAGAUGUGACCUUGUUACUGAGUAACCAGUGUAUUUUUUAUUUGUUAAAUUUGGUCAAAGAAUUGUUAACCCAAUCAAAACAUGAACCUGGUUCUCCUGGUUUACACCCAGUUGCUUUAACUUUCAUUCUCUUAUUGCUGAGCUAAUGAGAGAACCAAUUCUUUAAAUGGUUUCAAGGCCUGAGUUUUACCUGUUGUGCAAUAUUUAAUUGUCACCACCUUGUCACCUUAUUGGGGAGGUAACUAUGAUGGAC